GGCGCGUGGAGCAUCCUCUGUUCCUCGCGCGGGAGCAGGGGGCUCGGAGAGGCCAUGGAGCACGGAGGACUGCUGGGGCCGCAUCUGCAGCAGCACGCGCACGUGGAGCCGAUCAGCUUCGGCAUCGAUCAGAUCCUCAGCUCCGUGGAGCAGAGCUGCAUGCUGGGCUCCAGGAUGCACGAGCCGGACUACGGACACCUGGCUUACAACGGCGGCGCGAGCGGCGGCGUGAAUGGCGGCUUCGCGUGCACUAACGGUGGAUACAGCGGAACCAGCAGCUCGUGCGGGAUGACCCUCGGCGGAGCUUAUCACAUGAACAUGGCCGUGAACAUGAACGGCACAAACAUGAAUCCUGCCGGGGUCAUCCGGGUCCCCGCGCACCGGCCUCUGAGCGCCGGGAGCUCGUCUCUGCCGCCCGUGAGCGGCAGCAUCAACAACCUGACCGCGCUCACGUUCCCCUGGAUGGAGAGCAACCGGCGGUACACCAAAGACAGGUUCACAGGUCACCCCUAUCAGAACCGGACGCCUCCUAAGAAGAAGAAGCCUCGUACGUCGUUCACCAGGCUGCAGAUCUGCGAGCUGGAGAAGCGUUUCCACCGGCAGAAGUACCUGGCCUCAGCGGAGAGGGCCGCGCUGGCCAAAGCCCUGAAGAUGACCGACGCUCAGGUCAAAACCUGGUUCCAAAACAGACGCACCAAAUGGAGGCGGCAGACGGCGGAGGAGCGGGAGGCGGAGCGGCAGCAGGCCAACCGGAUCCUCAUGCAGCUGCAGCAGGAGGCCUUCCAGAAGACCAUCAACCAGCCGGUGACCCCGGACCCGCUGUGCCUGCAGAACAGCUCUCUGUUUGCCCUGCAGAACCUGCAGCCCUGGACCGAGAACACCGCAAAAAUCAGCAGCGUUUCAGCCUGCGAGUAGAGCCGACACACACGGCCUGGUGGUGACUGCUCGGCGGCAGAGACUCUUCGUUCAGAGCGGGCCUCGGUGCAGGACGCUGCUUCAUAAAUGUCAGGUCACGUCCCUGUUGUUCUGCUUAUUACCCACCUUCUGCCUGACAGACACUUCAGCUGGGCUGCUACACCUAACGAGGACCACAGUCUGAGGAGGAUCCUGCUGUGGAGUGAAUCCCUGCUUCAGCCCCACAGACAGCAAGCUGCAGGCCUACUGGAAGUCAUUUGGAGGCAUCAUGACGAACACUGUGCUUCAGAGACUCAGCACAGACAUGCAUCCGUGUGUUGUUGUAUUAUAAUUUACCUAUAAGGGACUUGAUAUUUCAAAAACAGCAUAUUUUCAUAUUUGAUGUCUCACAAUAUGUCUCUGCCAUCAGUUGUGGGUAUUUAUCUGCUAUGUUUAAUAGACCUGACUGCAAAAAUACAGAGCACUUGUUUUUACACCUUUGUAUGAAUUCAAAUAAAUAAUCUGACAGAAGGAACAGGAGUCCUUAAGAUGAAUAAGACAUACUUUAGGGAUGCAUUAAACUGUCAGAGGCAUCUGAUUAAAAGAAGAAAGAAAAGUCUAACAUCACAGCUGGCAAUAACCACACUUUUGAUCGCAGUUAAGUUACAUUUUCUUGGACUCUUACUUUUGUAUAAAUAUUUUACACACUGCACUUCUUCUAUUUCACUCUCACCACUGAGAUCAACAAGCUGAUGAAUGAGAAACAAAGAGCAGUCAUGGCAUUUAUCAUCUUUUUCUCAUUGUUCACCUUUGCAGUGUGUGUUUGUGGAAUGAUCUGGACUUGCAGGCUCUUCUACCUUAAUGGUGCUCAAAGCGCUCGACAGUGGCGACAGAUACACACCAUGGCGACUGAGCUGCCACGCAUGGGUUCGUGUGUGUGUGCGUGUGCCUGUGUGUAUGAAAACAUGGAUAAAAUCCAAAACAUAUUCAACAUGAUUUUUCUUCCUGUGGGAUUACAUUUUUACCUGAUGUACAUUUGUAUGCCACAUAUGUAUUUUAUCAUUUACAGUAAAUUUGACAGACAUUUCCAGAUGUUCUAGGUGCCACCAUGUCUUA
Acanthochromis polyacanthus (spiny chromis) is the source of this 2010-nucleotide messenger RNA. RefSeq names its product T cell leukemia homeobox 1 (gene tlx1). Gene Ontology annotation, biological process: regulation of transcription by RNA polymerase II; animal organ development. NCBI's taxonomy places the organism in Eukaryota, Metazoa, Chordata, Actinopteri, Pomacentridae. Gene Ontology annotation, molecular function: RNA polymerase II cis-regulatory region sequence-specific DNA binding; DNA-binding transcription factor activity, RNA polymerase II-specific. The record is from RefSeq and is a predicted model, not a curated record. Gene Ontology annotation, cellular component: nucleus.